UAUUAUGUCAAGUGAACUUUUAGUUGAUAAAUCAGUGAACAACGGUUUUUAGUUGAGUUGUCACCGAAGUGAGCGAGGUACUUGCAUUCUUGAUGCGCAAUCAAGCUAAUACUUUUUGUCUCAACUAGCGCACGAUGCGUUCGAUAAUACCCCGUAAAUACGGGCCGUUGACGACUCUCAUUAUUAUUUUGACACUCGCAGCCGCCACACAUAGCUUUAAAAUUUUAAUAUUGUACCCGACACCGUCGUUUAGUCAUCAACGUCCGAUUAUGGCAUUAACUGAGCGGUUAAUCAAAGAAGGCCAUGAAUUGUUUGUAGUCACACCAAACCCUGUGUCGGAUCUUAAGGAUCACGUCAACUACACUCUUGCAGACCUCUCUUUCGCGUAUGGUCAGCGCGAAGACAAAAAAAAUGGCGUACCCCAAUAUCAGCGGCAGCUUUCCAAAUGGAAAACAGCUACAAUGACCAGGGCGAUGAUGAAACUUAUACAGAUCCAGCUUCGAAGCCGGGAAUUCCUUCACUUUCAAAAGCAUCUGGAGUCGGAAAAAAUCAAAUUCGACGUUGUGAUUGUUCAAUCUUAUCUACUUCCAUACCUGGCCCCAAUAGCAAGCAUCCUAGCUACAAAUGCCCCGAUAAUAGCCGUAUCAUCAUUUUCUUCGGACCUCAUCGGAGAAGACUUUCUGGGCAGUAAAAUGCAUCUGUCUUUUUCACCCUCUACUUUUGGUCAUUACACGGAUGAAAUGAAUUUAUGGCAGAAGAUUGAAAACUGGUUUUCCCAUACUUACAUCAAAUCCAGCAUAAGGAGAACGGUAGAGGAUUCUGCGAAGCAAUUUUUCCAGGAGAUUUAUGGUUCGGGAGGUGAGAGACUGGUGGAUUUUUGGUGGGUAAACGUCAGCAUUACUCUGCUCACCUCCAAUUCGUUGUAUUACUAUCCGAGGCUUUUGAGCCCAAAUGUUAUUCAAACCGGACCUCUGCAUAUUAAACCUCCGAAGCAGCUACCACAGGAUUUACAAGACUGGUUGGACGGGGCGGAGAAAGGAGUGAUCUACUUCAGUCUUGGAAGUAAUUUAAAAAGCACAUCUUUACCACAAGACGUGCUCAAAAACUUCUUGAAAUUCUUCCGAGAGUUGCCGGUUGGCUACAGGGUGCUCUGGAAAUGGGAAUCUGGCGGGGAGAUUCCAGGACAGUCCGAUAACAUUUUAACCCAAAGGUGGAUGCCGCAAGAUAGCGUACUUGCUCAUCCGAAAGUGAAAGUAUUCAUUACGCAGGGAGGGCUUCAGAGUUUCCAAGAAGCAGUACACUACGGGGUCCCCACAGUUGGAAUCCCGUGGUUUGUGGAUCAAAAUUGUGUAACAGCCAAAAUGGUCGAUGCGAAAGUUGGAGUCAAGUUGUCGCCGCAAGAUAUCCACUCCUUUGAAAAAAUUAAAGCAGGCAUCGAAGCAAUGUUACACGAUGAAAAGUAUCUGGAGAACAUGCGACGACUUUCGGCCAUAUCCCGUGACUUCACUUCUCAAGCCAUGGACAAAGCGGUCUUCUGGAUAGAGCACGUUGCUCGUCAUGGAGGUGCAUCUCAUUUGAGACCAGCCAUCGCUGAUUCGAGUCUCUUCGAAUUCCUCUGCCUGGACAUUACAUCAGUGAUCUUAUUUUCAUGUUUCAUUAGUCUCUACGGAUUUUUCUCUAUUGGCAGAGUCGUAAUAACGUAUUUAUGUAAAAAUUUUGGGGGAAAAAUAAAAGGAGCUUGA
Messenger RNA from Bemisia tabaci, 1742 nucleotides. RefSeq lists its product as uncharacterized. The record is from RefSeq and is a predicted model, not a curated record. NCBI's taxonomy places the organism in Eukaryota, Metazoa, Arthropoda, Insecta, Hemiptera, Aleyrodidae. Gene Ontology annotation, molecular function: UDP-glycosyltransferase activity.